UUCACGCUUUGCCCUCGCUGCCUGCGGUCGUGUGUGCUAACGUAUCGGUCUCGAGCUUUAUAGACGAAAAUCGAAUUGCGUGGCCGACAAAUAACUUAUAUCGAAAACUCUAUUAAACCCAGCUAGUUAAUUAUACCUACACGAUGUCCGCGAUAGACGCGCUCUACAACCGUCCUGGCCCGAACCGCCUCAGGCAGGCGGACUCGUACCGCACCACCAACCGCCAGGAUGCCGUCAAGAUUCGGCUGGCGAAGGAGGGAAUUGGCGCCGAGGAGCCCAUCUCAGUGCCCGGCCUCCUGAAGCGCACCGUCAACAAUUACGGCGACUAUCCGGCCCUGCGGACCAAGAACGGCAAGAACGGCUAUCACACGGUCACCUACAAACAAUACGAGGAGAAGGUGCACCAGGUGGCCAAGGCCUUCAUCAAACUCGGCCUGGAGGAGCACCACUCGGUGGGUGUGCUGGCCUUCAACUGCGCCGAGUGGUUCUACUCGGCCAUGGGUGCCAUCCACGCUCGGGGAAUCAUCGCCGGCAUCUACACCACCAACUCCGCCGAUGCGGUUCUCCACGUUCUGGAGAGCUCUCAUGCCCAAAUUGUCGUGGUGGAUGAUGCCAAGCAGAUGGAGAAGAUCCACUCCAUCCGCGACAAGCUGCCCAAGCUCAAGGCAGCCAUCCAGAUCCAGGAGCCAUAUGCUCCUUACCUCAAGAAGGAAGAUGGCUACUACAGGUGGUCGGAGAUCGAAUCGAUGAACGUGGCCGACGUGGAGGAGCAGUACAAGACUCGCCUAGAGAACGUGGCGAUCAACGAGUGCUGCUGCCUGGUCUACACCUCCGGCACGGUGGGAAUGCCCAAGGGCGUGAUGCUCUCCCACGACAACAUCACCUUCGACGUGCGCGGCAUUGUGAAGGCCAUGGACCGGGUGGUCGUGGGUGCGGAGGCGAUCGUCUCCUAUCUCCCUCUCUCCCACGUGGCCGCCCAAACGGUGGACAUCUACACCUGCGCCUUUGUGGCCGGUUGCAUUUGGUUCGCCGACAAGGAUGCGCUUAAAGGAACACUGGUGAAGUCCUUGCAGGAUGCUCGACCCACGCGAUUCAUGGGAGUGCCGCGUGUCUACGAGAAGUUCCAGGAGCGAAUGGUCGCGGUGGCCAGCUCCAGUGGAAGCCUGAAGAAGAUGCUCGCCAGCUGGGCCAAGGGCAUCACGCUGAAGCACUACAUGGUGAGUCAAGGUAAGAGCUCCGGGGGAUUUCGCUACAAGAUUGCCAAGUCGCUCAUCAUGUCCAAGGUGAAGCAGGCCCUCGGCUUCGAUCGGGUUUUGACCCUGGCCAGUGCCGCAGCUCCCAUGUCACCAGAAACGAAGAAGUACUUCCUCAGCUUGGACCUGAAGAUUGUGGAUGCGUUUGGAAUGUCCGAAACAGCUGGAUGCCACACCAUCUGUCUGCCCGAUUCCACCGGCCUCAAUACAAUUGGCAAAACCCUGCCUGGUUGUGAGUCCAAGUUCAUCAACAAGGACAGCAAUGGUCAUGGAGAGCUCUGCAUUCGAGGACGUCACGUUUUCAUGGGCUACAUCGAUAAUAAGGAGAAGACCGAGGAGGCGCUGGACGACGACUGCUGGCUGCACUCCGGUGAUUUGGGUUAUGUGGACGACAAGGGAUAUGUCUCGCUGACUGGACGAUCCAAGGAGAUUAUCAUCACCGCUGGCGGAGAGAACAUUCCACCUGUGCACAUCGAGAACACCAUCAAAAAGGAGCUGGAUGCCAUUUCCAAUGCAUUUUUGGUGGGCGAGCAGCGCAAGUAUCUCACUGUGCUGAUUACCAUUAAGACCGAAGUGGACAAAGAAACUGGUGAGCCUCUGGACGAGCUGAGCCACGAAUCCUCUGUUUGGGUUAAGUCCCUGGGUGUGGAGUACAAGACCGUGUCGGAGAUCCUGGCCGCAGGACCCUGCCCCAAGGUGUGGAAGUCCAUCGAGGACGCCAUCAAGCGGGCCAACAAACAGUCCAUUUCCAACGCCCAAAAGGUGCAGAAGUUCACCAUUCUGCCGCACGACUUCUCCAUUCCCACCGGUGAACUUGGACCCACUUUGAAGGUCAAGCGCAACGUGGUUUCCAAAAUGUACGCCGACGUGAUCGAGAAACUAUACGAGUAGAUUCCUUUCAAGAAUCGAUGAUCAGAGAGGAUAGAGUUAGCCGCGGAACUUGAGCUUUAAUGUGAAUUUGAAUUUAUCGGACUUCCAAGCCAAUUGAGUGCCACUUUUUAUAGGAUUUAGGCUGAUGUUAACUGUUGGAUAUUAUACUUAGGACGACAUUAGCUUGCCUCCGUUAAGAUCCAUUUAGAUCUUUCAACUAGUAUCUAAGUUUUAUUUUGUAUAUGCUAUUUGGUUGUACCAACUGAACAAAUGAACAUUUUUUAUUGUCUGAAGAGCAACAAUAAAUUCGUAACUAGAUGUUAAACUGGGA
This is a messenger RNA of Drosophila ficusphila, 2454 nucleotides long. RefSeq names its product very long-chain-fatty-acid--CoA ligase bubblegum (gene bgm). Gene Ontology annotation, molecular function: long-chain fatty acid-CoA ligase activity. The coding region runs from base 144 to 2144 and encodes 666 amino acids. The transcript has 6 exons. Lineage: Eukaryota; Metazoa; Arthropoda; Insecta; Diptera; Drosophilidae. The record is from RefSeq and is a predicted model, not a curated record. Gene Ontology annotation, cellular component: endoplasmic reticulum; membrane.